Messenger RNA from Ceratotherium simum simum (southern white rhinoceros), 2472 nucleotides. NCBI's taxonomy places the organism in Eukaryota, Metazoa, Chordata, Mammalia, Perissodactyla, Rhinocerotidae. The record is from RefSeq and is a predicted model, not a curated record.
UCAGUAAACAUUAGGCCCCUGUAGUAGCCACUUCUUGUGCCCUGCGUCUCCUCUGCCUACCUCUGAUUUCAGCUGUGGCUGAGGUGGACGGUUCUUUGGGAGCUCAGACUCACCUUGUGCUAAAUCAUCCCAACCUGGGCCUUCUCCAGAGCAUCGGUGCCCAGUGGGCAAGCGCAGUGGGAAAGGUGGGGGAACUAACACCCCAGAGUCAACCUGCAAUCAAUCAGAGCGUGAAAACUGGUGGAUAGAUGCUUCUGCUUCCUGUCAUCCAGGUGGACAAUUUCUGCAGACAUUCUGUUUCUCUGCUCAAAAGGUCCCGGUGGAAUCGAAUCCCCACCGCACACAAUGGGUUGCCCACCCCCGCCACAAUGGCCUCUGGGGUGGAAGUGCUGCGCUUCCAGCUGCCCGGCCACGAGGCCGCUACGCUGCGGAACAUGAACCAGCUCCGUGCAGAGGAGCGGUUCUGCGACGUGACCAUUGUGGCCGACAGCCUCAAGUUCCGCGGCCACAAGGUCAUCCUGGCCGCCUGCUCACCGUUCCUGCGGGACCAGUUCCUGCUGAACCCCAGCUCUGAGCUGCAGGUCUCUCUGAUGCACAGUGCACGAAUAGUGGCCGACCUGCUCCUCUCCUGCUACACGGGCGCCCUGGAAUUCGCUGUCAGGGACAUCGUUAACUACCUGACUGCCGCCUCCUACCUGCAAAUGGAGCACGUGGUGGAGAAAUGCCGGAACGCCCUCAGCCAGUUCAUUGAGCCCAAAAUAGGCCUCAAAGAGGAUGGGGUCAGCGAUGCCAGCCUUGUGAGCAGUGUCAGUGCCACCAAAUCCCUCCUCCCUCCUGCCAGGACCCCAAAGCCAGCCCCCAAGCCCCCACCCCCACCCCCUCUACCCCCUCCCCUCCUGCGGCCUGUGAAGCUGGAGUUCCCACUGGACGAGGACCUGGAGCUGAAGGCCGAGGAAGAGGAUGAGGAUGAGGACGAGGACGUGUCUGAUAUCUGCAUUGUCAAGGUGGAGUCGGCCCUGGAGGUGGCACACCGGCUCAAGCCUCCCGGAAGCCUGGGAGGAGGGCUGGGUAUGGGAGGCUCCGUGGGCAGCCACCUUGGGGAGCUGGCCCAGAGCAGUGUGCCCCCCAGCACUGUGGCCCCACCACAGGGUGUGGUGAAAGCCUGCUACAGCCUGUCUGAGGACGCGGAAGGGGAGGGCCUGCUGUUGAUCCCCGGAGGCCGGGCCAGCGUGGGGGCCACCUCGGGCCUGGUGGAGGCAGCAGCAGUGGCCAUGGCUGCCCGGGGGGCGGGGGGCAGCCUGGGGGCGGGGGGCAGCCGCGGACCCCUGCCCGGGGGCUUCUCCAGUGGAAACCCCCUAAAGAACAUCAAGUGCACCAAGUGCCCGGAAGUGUUCCAGGGCGUAGAGAAGCUGGUCUUCCACAUGCGGGCACAGCACUUCAUUUUCAUGUGCCCGCGCUGCGGCAAGCAGUUCAACCACAGCAGCAACCUCAACCGCCACAUGAACGUGCACCGCGGCGUCAAGUCGCACUCGUGUGGCAUCUGCGGCAAGUGCUUCACGCAGAAGUCCACACUGCACGACCACCUCAACCUGCACUCCGGCGCGAGGCCCUAUCGCUGCUCCUACUGCGACGUGCGCUUCGCCCACAAGCCUGCCAUUAGGCGGCACCUCAAGGAGCAGCACGGCAAGACCACAGCCGAGAACGUGCUAGAGGCCAGCGUGGCCGAGAUCAACGUCCUCAUCCGCUAGCGUUAGCGGGGCAGGCGGCUGGGUCCCUGGGCUGGGUGGGAAGGGGGCUCUCUGGCCCAGGAGAAUAGGGGGGUGGGGGUCGGGGGCAGGCAGGUACGGUGGGGAGCUAGAGCAGACACACACAUCCUGAGAGAGGGGCAGAAGAUUACUUGGAGAGAAGACCCUGCCUCUUCAGAAGAAAAGAAUGGAGAGGGAGAGGGUUCUUUGAGAAGGCAAAGGAAAUACAGAGUCCCAGAGAAAGGUUUUCUUUUAGAAGUGCAUGGAUAUGUGAAGAGAGGGAAAGGGUCCUAUAGAAACGAGGAGGAAAAAGGACUGGAAAUGGUUAUAUUCCUGGCUAAGGCUGCCCAGGGAGACGUUCUGACAUUUCUUGAGGUAGGGGGCGGGUGGGGGGGAAUUGGGAGGGAAUUUGGCAGGAGGCAGCUUACAUGCUCCAGCUUAGAAUAGAUCCUUGGGAGAGGGAGUGGUAGGGGGAAGGGAUUCUCAAAUCCCAGAAAAGGAAGGGGAGACAGUUCUUGCAUGCUGGGGGAAUGGGGCUGUGGGUACAAGGCUCGCCAAAACUCCAGAGAGAACAAAGUAGGGUGUCAGGUAAGAGAACAUGGGGGUGAGCAUCCUGGGUAGAUGUUGGGAAGUGGGGUACAAUAGCAAGAACGGUGAAUAGUGGUGGGGGUGGGGGGUAGGGCACUUAGAGGAAAGGACACAAGAAGGGCUGUUUGGGGGGAGGGAG